Dracunculus medinensis (Guinea worm) is the source of this 834-nucleotide messenger RNA. Lineage: Eukaryota; Metazoa; Nematoda; Chromadorea; Rhabditida; Dracunculidae. The record is from the annotation of a GenBank genome assembly.
AAUUACGAAGGGAAAGGCACAUCCAACUGGCGUACUGAUUUCAACACUUUGCUUCCAGAAUGUAUCGAUUCUUUUGAACCUUGUUUCAUUCUAUUUCGAAUAGAUGAGCCAGGCUGGUUAUUUAUAAGUUUUGCUGAUGAUCGUGCUUCAGUUCGGGAGAAAAUGGUUUUGGCAGCAACGACAGCAACUUUCAAAGCUGAAUUUGGGCAGUCAAAUAUUAAGUAUGAGUAUCAUGUUACCAACAAGAAGGAUUUGUCGCUCGAGGCUUUCGAAAAAUGGCUGGAAGGAAAAAGUGAGAAUGCUCCAAUGUCUGAAAUCGAAAUAGAGCUAAAUAAUGCGCAGAAAGAGCAAAAUUCAUUAAUGCCUUCCGUUUUAGGAGUUCUUUUUCCCAUGGAUCAAAAUGUUGAAGAAGAAUUAAAGAAACUUCAUGAUCGAAAAAUUAAUUACGUUCAAAUGUCAGUGGACACACUAAACGAAGCGAUUAAAUUGGAAGUAGCCUUGCGAAUAGAAUCUGUAGAAAUAAUAGAAUUGCAGGUAAUACCUUACGAUAAACCGAGAUAUCAUUUUUAUCGUUUCUCACACAAUUUGGGCGUAUUUAUUUAUUCGAUGCCGUCAUCUGGUUGUACUAUAAAAGAAAAAAUGCUGUAUUCAAGCUGUAAGCAACCAUUCCUCCAAUCAGCCUUCUCCAUUGAAAUCGAUAGUCGCGAGAAACUAUCUUUAGAAACGCUUCUCGACUAUGUUCGCCCUCCAGUAGAAGUUAAGGAAAAGGCUUUUGCAAAACCCCCUGGUCCAAAUCAAAGAGGUGGUCGUCGUGUUAUUAAAACAAAUGUAUAG